CAGACGUACGUAAACUGUGCCACUUGUGCGUGAUGGCGUCAUUUACACGUGCUUUGACGUACUAUACGUCCCACUGUGGCGAGCAGGGAGUGAAGUAAGACGGCAGGAUGUUGCGGCUUCGCUGUAAGACCAAAAAUGGGAGCCACUUGAUGCAUGGCUUGACUCAUCAGUCCUGCGUGCAGGAGCUGAAGCGCAAGGUGGAGGAGCUGACUGGUAUCCCCUGUGAUGUGCAGAAAAUAAUGGUCGGAUACCCACCCUCCAGCCUUGAUCUUCGGAACGGAGAGGCUCACCUCAAGGACUACCCUAUCAAAUCAGGAGACACACUCAUCGUUGAGGAGGAAAAAAACAAGCCAAAGCCUCAGGAUCGUCCCGCUGUGACGAAAGGACCUAACCUCGAAGGUUCACCUAUGCUGGCACGCCGAGUGGUCCCAGCUGAUAAUUCCUGCCUCUUCACCAGUGUUUAUUAUGUGGUGGAAGGCGGAGUGUACGACCCCGCCUGCGCCCCUGAAAUGAGAGGUCUCAUUGCCCAGAUAGUCUCGAGUGACCCCGCAGCUUACUCUGAAGCGGUGCUGGGGAAAACCAAUGAGGAGUACUGCACCUGGAUAAGACGUGAUGACACUUGGGGAGGAGCCAUCGAGGUAUCCAUCCUGUCUAAGUUCUACCAGUGUGAGAUCUGCGUAGUGGAUACUCAGACAGUGCGAGUAGACAGAUUUGGGGAGGAUGCUGGCUACCACAAACGCGUGUUGCUGAUCUAUGAUGGCAUCCACUACGACCCGCUGCAGAAAGAGAUCCCUGGAUCCGACACCCCGCCCCAGACUAUCUUCUCGACUACAGACGACGUAAUCCUGGCCCAGGCCCUCGAGCUGGCAGACGAGGCUCGCCGCAAGCGCCAGUUCACAGACGUUAACCGCUUUGCCUUGCGCUGCAUGGUGUGUCAGACAGGCUUGGUGGGACAAAAGGAAGCUCGUGAGCAUGCCAAGGAGACAGGCCACGCUAAUUUUGGUGAAGUGUGAAAGUCUUGCUGUCUUUUUACUCUCUCACAAAUACAACAACCACCAACCCCCAUGCCCUGUGUCUGGCAACUCUGUGGGUCUGUCUGCUUUUGUGAUCCUCUACCUCACAUUAUCUGGCAACAUCUUUGGAGACUCUGCAGGUACUGUGUUCCGCCUCUUACCUGUUCAGUAUUACUUUUUAACUACUGUCAGUUCUUACAGUCAGAAAUGCUACUGCAGUGCUCCAGUGUUAGAAACCAUAAUAUUCAGAUCUCUUUAAACUGGGUCAGGAUGCAAAAAAUUCUUAGUUGUUUCGAUCUGUUAAGAUUACUCAUGGACAAGUUCAUAAACCAAACAGUUUAGGAUGUGUUAUCAAUGCAGCAAAUUGGCAGAACUUACCCUUGACGAAACAAAGAUGUGCGAACAAAGAAUUUUAAAACAUUCACUAAGAAUUAUUUGCACAGUUAUGUGAUCACAUUCACUUUUGUCUUAAACCCAGCACAGCAAGCUUGACUGUUAUUUAUCAUGUUGGUUAUGUAGCAUGUUUUUUUUAUUACUUUGGGGGCAAAUGUAAGUAAUUCUUCCACUAAUUUCCUUAAAUUUAAACAUCUGAACUGUUCAAUAUAGACGGUCUCAGUUAAUGCUAAGCAGGAUUCUUCUAAAGGAUUACUUGAUGAAAAUCAAUCAAACACACCUAACCUCCUCAGUAUCCAUUGUUUUGUUUUUUGUUUGUUUUUUUUGUACAAUAACUUUAGCAUAAUUAUGGAUCAUUCAUAUUGUCAAUGUUUUCUGAGUUGCAUGCUCUGAAUCUGCACUGGGGUGACUCAAAAUUUGGCCAUUUGUUUAAUCCAGAAGGAUAUGACGACUAAAAGAAUAUCCAGGUAUCAAAAUGUCAUUGCAGACACCAAUGCAUCUCUCUGUUACUCUGCGUCCAUCGUAGACAUUAAAUGCAAUGAUUUGUCCCUUGAUUAUUAAGCUCAAAGGUACACUGUUUUUUGUUUUUUUUUUAGGGGGGGAAUGAAUUUGAGCUGUCGACAAGAUCAAUGGUGGUAUGAAUUUUGAAUACAGUAUCAUACUGCAAGUGCAAAAUUGGCCUUUAAUUUUUUUUGUGGGGGGUGGGGGGGUUUGCAACAUUGAUUGUGAGUGGGCUUGACUCAAUAGGACAAAAAAAAGUUAUGGUGCUGUAAACUAAACACGUUACAAAAUCUGUAGCUCAUUUUUCUGUAUUUGUGCCGCAGGUUUUGAUGAGUGUUUUUCUUGUCUUUGUUUUUUUGUAGUGCACAAGUUUGAAAUGCUGUAAGAACUGUUUUUUGUUGUUUAAAUUAUACUGCAUACUUUGAAAAACCAUUCAAGCAUUAUAUUUGUAACAAAUCAAGGUAAGGCAUAGAGUAUUUUAAGAUCUUUUUUCUUUGUAAAGGCUGCUCAUAAUGUCCUUUGCUAAUCAACAUCAAAUAUUUCCAUCUUACAUUUAUAGCUCUGGGUGGAUGUAUUACAAGUAAAGGUACAUUUAGUUUACUGUGUUUUGUAUGUUUUAUAAAAACUGCCCCUCCUGUUUCACUGUAUGAAUUUUUUUCUUCCCCCACAACAGGAGUCUGUUCUCACAUUUUAAGCUAGUCAUCCAUUAUCUCUUUGCUAAUUUCUUUGACAUACACUGGCUAUAAGGAUGAAGAAAGCACUUGUAUUAAACUUAAAGUCGAAGAUUUGAGAUUGAUAACUGUGGUUAGUUCUCAUUGUGGCAAAACAUGGUGUUUGACGGGUCUUUGAUGGCAGAAUUGUUGCCAACAGCUUCACAGUGGAACCUUGACUGGACUUUGACUUUGGUUCAGAUUCGGAUGGUGACGGUAAUCAAUUAAAGAAAGCAGAAAAACCAAAACUUUUUCGUAUGAUUUUUUUCCCCCCUUAUCCCACCUCAUCAUCUACCUUAGGUAUUUUAAACGCUGGUAAAAACUGAAUAAUCAACUUGAUGAAACCAUGAAAUGGCUUUGUUGCAUUUUGUAUUUGCCAUGUUCUCAUGAUUAACAAUAACAGUGAAUGUUGCACACAAAGCACUACAGAAUAAACUGAAUUUACUUGAUUGUUUUGUUUUUUCAGUGUUUUCAAUUAAAAAAUAUAGCAAAUAGGGAUGUGUAAAAGUUGUUUUGUGUCAACUAUACUGGGUUUACUCAUGGCUAAAUGAGUUAAAAUUCUGCAGUGCUUGAAGAACAACAAGGUAAAACGAACUAACAAAGAGUUAAAUAGUUUUCAGAUUGCCUUGUGAGAAAAGUCAAGCUGAGAUGCUUUGUUGCUGCCAUGCUUUAAUGGGUUUUAAAUAAAUCUUUAAGAUAUUUUCUUUUAAAUGGUUUGAUGCAGGGGGACAAAGAAGCAGUGUGAAAUUUAAAGGUUAGAAUCUUUUUGUACAUAAAUACAAAUGGGAAGUAACAUAGAUAAUGCUAAUUAAUAAUUACUGUGAUAUUACUGUGACAACUCCAUUAUCUUAUGACU
Molecule: messenger RNA, 3473 nt
Organism: Pelmatolapia mariae (spotted tilapia)
Lineage: Eukaryota; Metazoa; Chordata; Actinopteri; Cichliformes; Cichlidae
Gene: yod1
Product: YOD1 deubiquitinase
Exons: 3
Coding region: 108-1013 (301 amino acids)
Biological process (GO): endoplasmic reticulum unfolded protein response; protein deubiquitination
Cellular component (GO): cytosol; nucleus
Molecular function (GO): cysteine-type deubiquitinase activity; protein binding
Source: RefSeq, a predicted model, not a curated record